This is a messenger RNA of Rhizophagus irregularis DAOM 181602=DAOM 197198, 1415 nucleotides long. RefSeq lists its product as uncharacterized. Gene Ontology annotation, cellular component: cytoplasm. Gene Ontology annotation, biological process: signal transduction; protein phosphorylation. Gene Ontology annotation, molecular function: protein kinase activity; ATP binding. Lineage: Eukaryota; Fungi; Glomeromycota; Glomeromycetes; Glomerales; Glomeraceae. The record is from RefSeq and is a predicted model, not a curated record.
ACGGACAGAAAAAAAGUGUUCUGAGUGUGACAAUCCUAGUAAGGGCAAGUCUAAUCUUUGUCUGAUUUGCACCACACGUCACAUCCAAGUGAAAAUAGAUGAAUUUAUCAAAUACACUCAAACAUCAGCUCAUAAAGUGGAACAGGCGGUCCAAUGGGUUGAUUGGAAAGAACUCUCUGAUAUUGAGAAGAUUGGUGAGGGUGGUUUCGGUUCGGUAUAUUCAUCUUGCUGGUCAAAAGAUAUUAGUUUUAUGAGAAAAAAGGUGGGGAAAAAAAAGAGAAGAAGAGUUAUAAAAAGCGAAAGAGAAAUUAUUGCUUUAAAAACAAUUGGUAGCCCAGAUUUAUCGAUGGAUAAUUUCCUGAAAGAGGCAGAAGCCUUAUUUGAUUGUUAUAACCAAGAGAACAGCGGUUUCUGCAUUAAGGGCCUCACACAAGACCCCAUUUCCAUGCAAUACUAUAUCGUAACUGAAUACGCAGAAAAUGGUGAUUUACGUAAAUAUUUGCAUGUGAACCCCAAUCUUUCUUGGGAAAAUCGAUUGUAUAUAGUGUGGGAUAUUAGUUUGGAUUUAGAACGUAUUCACAAAGCUGGCCUCAUUCAUCGUGACAUUCAUGCUGGGAAUAUCUUGCACUCGGGAAAAUUCGUUCACCUUGAAGAGGGGAAAGAAGUACAUGAGGGAGUGGCAUACAUUUCGGAUUUUGGUUAUUCAAUGGCAGCUAGUUAUCCCCACAACAAUAAGGAAAAUAUCUACGGUGUCAUGCCUUACAUCGCUCCAGAAGUCUUUAAUGGAAUGGGCUAUUCAAUGAAAUCAGACAUAUAUAGCAUUGGUAUUAUCAUGUGGGAGCUUGCUAGUGGAAAACAACCGUUUGCGAAUAUCUCUCAUGAUGCUGACCUUGUACUAAAAAUCUAUGAUGGAUUACGCCCAGAGCCAACUCCAAACGCGCCGCUUUUCUACCUAGAAUUAAUGCAAAGUUGUUGGCAUAAAGAUCCAUCUAAGAGACCAAAAGCAGAAGAAAUCGGAGAUAUGAUCGAAAAACAGAUGGAAAUUGGUUUAGAUAAAGAAAAAAUGCAAUUUAUUGAAGCAGAAGAAAAACAAAAAACUGCUAGUAACAAAAUUGAUCCCAAUGCUAUUUACACAAGUAGAUUAAUACCUACUAUUACUUCAUUAUUAUCUAAACGAAAUUCCUUUUAAGUAAAACUGAUAAUAACUCAUUACAAUACUUAGACUUUUGUAAUUGCUGAAUUGAGUCAGUUUAAAAUUGAAGAAAUGAUUAUUAUAUUUUCACUAAUUAGAUUCUUAUGCAUUUAUAUAUUUUUUUCGUCUAACAUGAUGCAUUACCGCCAUUUUAAAAUGGUAUAUCUUGUCAUAAAAUAUAAAUUAAAGUACACUAGGUGUCACAGCAUUUUGAAAUGGUAGU